Paramecium pentaurelia is the source of this 1387-nucleotide messenger RNA. The record is from the annotation of a GenBank genome assembly. NCBI's taxonomy places the organism in Eukaryota, Ciliophora, Oligohymenophorea, Peniculida, Parameciidae.
AUGAUUUCUUUUGAUGAAAUUCUUGAAAAAAAUAUUAAAACAGGUUGGUAUUAAGCAAGAACUCUUUCCAUUAUAGGAUUAUAAGAAUUUUGUGCAGGUCUUGAAUAUCUAUUUAUGUCAAUCCUUAUGACUAUAUUAAAAGAGGAAUGGAAUUUAUCAUAAAAUUAAGUAGCAUUAUUAAGUUCAAUUUUUCUAUUUGGAAUUGUUUUAGGUAAUUUUUUAUGUGCUUUUUUGGCUGACAUAAUAGGAAGAUAAAUAACAUUUAUUAUUUUCUCUGGAUUAUCUGUUAUUUUGAUUUUCUAUACAAGUUUUUGUGAUACAUAUAAGGAAAUGCUAAUUUUACGAUUUUUAUAUGGAUUAACAUUUGGUACACUUAAUCCUCUAGGUUAUGUUUAUGUAACAGAAAUUACUGAAGCUAAAUAUAGAGGUAGAUUUUCUUAUGCUCUAACUUUAAUUUAUAUUUUAGGAAAAAUAUACUUUGUUUCUUUAUGUUUUAUUUUUUUGGAUGAUUAUACAUCAGGAAAUUGGAGAGGACUUAUUAGAUUUAAUGGAAUUCCAAUAUCUAUUGCAUUUAUACUUUCUAUUUUUUAUUUGACUGAAACUAUUAGAUCUCAUUUGAGUAAAGGAGAAUAUGAAAUAGCUAUUAAGUUAAUUGAUUAAUAAAUUACAAUAAAUGGAAAUAUAGAUUUAUUAUUAUGUGAUUCUGAAGUAUAUUUGUUAAAUAAUAAAGAAAAAUGGUUUAAUAAGUUGGUCUAAGUAAUAAAAAGUAGAACUUUUAUAACAAGAAAUCAAUUUAUAUGGCAUUCUAUCAUAAGAAUAUAGAAAAGUUACAAUACUCUUAUGGAUUUUAUACAUUUUAACUAAUUUUUAAGAAAUGACAAUCUUUCUACUUUUACCAUUUUUAUUAUAAAAUAGUAAUUCUGGAUUUCUUCCUAUGUUUGCUUUGUAUAUAAUAGAAUUUAUAUUUGCAUCUAUUCUUUAUAACAUUAUAGAUGAUACUAAAUAUGGAGGAAGAAUAAAAAUAAUUGCAUAUUCAGCAAUAACUUUAAUAUUUUCAAAUGCUAUAUUAUUUUUGUUUAGGGAUACAUUUUUAUAUUUAGCUUUAUUCUUAACAAAAAUUGCAACCAGAGGUUUAUUUGCAACCAUUUGUAUCAUUUGUUGUGAAAGUUACCCAGUUAAAAUUAGAUCUUAAGGUUAGGGGAUAGCACAAGCAAUAGGUAAAAUAGGAGUACUUCCAUCACCAUAUUUAUUGAUACCACUUUAUUUUAUAGAUCCAUAUCUACCAUUUGCUGUGUUAUUCACUUUGGCAAUAGUUAUCUUAAUUGUAGAUUGCUUUUUUAAAUAAGAUAAAACUCAAAAACAUUUAGAAAUUCUCAAAAAUGAGUGA